Molecule: messenger RNA, 1407 nt
Organism: Cylindrotheca closterium
Lineage: Eukaryota; Bacillariophyta; Bacillariophyceae; Bacillariales; Bacillariaceae
Source: the annotation of a GenBank genome assembly
AUGAUGAAUCAAAUCUUGCAAAGUAUCACCAACAAUAACAACAGCAAUAACGGUAAUGAUCAAUCGCCGUCUUUCGUGUCUAUUCUUGAAGCUUACCAACGAGAAAAGACAAUGAACGAAAUGAUCUUCAAGAGUCUUUUGAGCUCAUCGUUGCAGUCGCAGGCUCAACAAUCUCAGGCUCAACACUCACAGGCUCAGUCUCAGGCCCAAUUGCAACAAAAUCAGCAGCAGCAUCAUCAUCAGCAACAGGGUCCAAACUACGCUGCUAUUCUGGCUGCUGCGAAUGCUCAGAACGAACUGAAUCAACAACAGCAAUUUCUUCAACAAGCCCUUCUGGGCCGUCCGAUGAAUAAUUCUGGUUUACCAGCUCUGAUGCCCUCGAGCGCCAACACUGUCUCUGACUCGACUUUGUUGGCGUUCCUUCAAGGGAAUCAUGCCAAUGGCCUCAAUGCGCUUUCAUCAUCACCAUCGGCACCACCACCAACGGCACAAGAUCAUGCCAAUUCCAAUCCUUUUGGACAAGCAUCACAACAGUCAGCAGCUGAUACCAAGCUAUUUUUGUCUUCCAAUAAGGACAACAAGAUUGACCUGGACAACUUCAAGGCUUCUUCUUUGUUGCCCAAUCUCAAGUCAUCCAACGCUGCUAUUCUGAACGCUAAUGGAUUGAGCAGCAACGGCUCCAACAAGGAUCUCUCCACGUUGGAUACAGCUGCUCUUUUGAAGCUCUUAACAUCUGUCAAGACAGGAGGACCUACUCCUGCUCCAGCUCCCAGCAUGGCAGCUCCAGUUGCUCCUCCUGCCCCAGGCGAUGCUGCCUUGUUGGCCAUGAUUCAACAAGUGCAGCAACACCAGCAGCAACAUCAGCAACAACAACAACAAGUGCAGCAACUUCAGCCACAAGCCAAGAUCAACAUUACGGCCACUGCUUCUUCCACUCCUCGUACCUCGAGUCCAGUCAACUCGUUCCUGUCCCCCGUUUCUCCCAACAACAACACUUCCACCGCCAACCUUGCCAUGGCAGUCGAGAUUGCUUCAUCUUCUUCCAACAGCAACAACAAGAACACGAACAACAGUCGAUCCAAUAAACCACUACCAACCAAAUCGACUGCUUCUUGUUCCUUUAUUGAAACACAAAAUGAAGAUGUUCUCUUUGGAAAGGGCCGUACCAAACACCAAGGCAAUCGUCACCUGCAAAAGCUGAUUGAGAAUCUAAUGGCGGUUUACGAGGCUGCUACUAAGCAUCAAAAGAAGGAAUUGGCCGACAUGGUCGUCACCAAGAUUUUGAAUUCAGGUGGCCGCUUUCUCAAGCUGGAUGACGAUGCUCAAAGAUGGGUGGAAGUCGAGCGGGAGGAUGCCCAUAAAAAGGUGGCUCAUGCCUUUCGCAACCUUCGUCGUCGGACGAAGUAA